Messenger RNA from Colossoma macropomum (tambaqui), 3970 nucleotides. It is a transcript of the gene trpm5, whose product is annotated as transient receptor potential cation channel, subfamily M, member 5. The record is from RefSeq and is a predicted model, not a curated record. The transcript is spliced from 26 exons. NCBI's taxonomy places the organism in Eukaryota, Metazoa, Chordata, Actinopteri, Characiformes, Serrasalmidae. Gene Ontology annotation, molecular function: calcium-activated cation channel activity; ligand-gated calcium channel activity. Gene Ontology annotation, biological process: calcium ion transmembrane transport. Gene Ontology annotation, cellular component: membrane. The coding region runs from base 69 to 3752 and encodes 1227 amino acids.
CAGUGCAGAGUUCAGGUCAGUGCUGGAGCACAGCGGGAGCAGGACCAGCAGCACGGAGGAACAGCGACAUGCUAGGGCUUCAGGAUACUCCUCUGGUGGCAAUACACCAGGGUAAGAGGUGUCCAAAAUGUGGAGAAGUAGUAUUGGAGUCCCAAGAGCAAGGUGCUCUGUUGGGGUGUCAGUGCUACUCACUGGAGGAAGAAUCAAUACCUCAUGGAGCUGUUGGUCAGAAAGUUAAUGAAGGCCAUGACAAACUGCACUGGACUACAGGUCGUCUGGGGGACAUUGACUUCAUGGGAUCCAGCAGAACCAGGGGCAAGUUUGCCAGGGUUUCCAGUUCAACAGACCCAGACCUGAUCUACCAGCUGAUGACAGAGCAAUGGGGGCUGGCUCCUCCUCACCUGGUGGUGGCGCUAGUGGGUGGCGAUGAGCUGGCUCAGAUGAAACCCUGGCUCAGAGACACAGUGAGGAAAGGCUUAGUGAAAGCUACCCAGAGCACAGGAGCAUGGAUCCUGACCAGCGGCCUGAGGUUUGGCAUCACUAAGCAUCUUGGCCAGGCUGUGAGGGACCACUCUCUGGCCAGCACCUCCUCGAAGGUCCGUGUGGUGGCCAUUGGAAUCGCUCCUUGGACCAUGAUCCAUAACAGAGACCUGCUGUUCUCUGCAAAGCCUGAUCAACCAGCAGCGUACUCCACAGAGGACCUCCCCCAUGGCUCAGUGUACUCUCUGGACAGCAACCACUCACAUUUCAUCCUCAUAGAAGAGGACCCACAGAGGCAUGGAGCCACCAGUGACAUGCGGGUCAAACUACUCAAGCACAUCUCUCUCCAGCGCACUGGCUAUGGAGGCCCUGGAAGCUUCGAGAUCCCUGUCCUGUGUCUACUUGUUCAUGGGGAACCAAAGAUAUUACAGAGAAUGUACAAGACCAUCCAGAACGCGACGCCCUGGCUGAUCUUGGCCGGCUCGGGUGGUGUAGCAGAUAUUUUGGUUACGCUGAUAUACAGAGGAUGUUGGGAGGCUGAGAUGGUCCAAGAGCUACUGCUGGACACGUUCAGUGGACUCCACAGCACUGACGUCACCUCCUGGGUCAAAGUGAUUCAGAGAAUUUUGGAUAAUGGUCACCUGUUGACAGUACAUGACCCAGAGCAGGAGACCUCUGAGCUAGACACUGUUAUACUCAAAGCGCUAGUUAAAGCCUGUAAAAGUCAGAGUCAGGAGGCACAGGACUUUCUGGAUGAGCUGAAACUAGCCGUGGCCUGGAACAGAGUGGACAUUGCAAAAAGCGAGAUUUUCAAUGGAGAUGUGGAGUGGAGUGCACAAGACCUUGAGGAGAUCAUGAUGGACGCUUUGGUCAAUGACAAGCCAGAUUUUGUGCGUCUGUUUAUGGAGAACGGGGUGAACCUGGGUGAGUUUCUGACGUAUGGCCGUCUUCAGGAGCUAUACUGCUCUGUGUCUGAGAAAAGCCUGCUCUUCGACCUCCUCCUGAAGAAACACCAGGAGAAACAACUCAUGCUGGCCUCAGGUCGGACCCCUGGCCUGCCCUACAUGGAGACCGGAGACAGACGGCCUCGCUUCACUCUGCAUGAGGUCUCCAAGGUCCUGAAGGACUUUCUGCAUGACUCCUGCAAGGGCUUCUAUCAGAAACUUCCAGCAGAGAGAGUCAGCAAGGGUCGGCUCUUCCACAGCCAGAAAGACCUACCGGACCUGGAUCAGGUCUGCGAGAACCCCUGGAGAGACCUCUUCCUCUGGGCCGUCCUGCAGAACAGACAGAAAAUGGCAAACUACUUCUGGGCCAUGGGUCCAGAGGCGGUGGCUGCAGCUCUUGCUGGGUGUAAGAUCCUGAAAGAAAUGGCUCAUCUGGAGUCGGAGGCCGAGUCUGCCCGCAGCAUGAAAGAAGCCAAGUAUGAGCAGUUUGCUUUGGAUCUGUUCAGUGAGUGCUACUCCAACAGCGAGGACCGAGCCUAUGCCCUUCUGGUGCGGAAAACUCACUGCUGGAGUAAAUCCACCGUGCUGAACCUGGCCACCGAGGCGGAUGCCAAGUGCUUCUUCGCCCAUGAUGGAGUCCAGGCUUUGCUGACUAAAAUCUGGUGGGGAUCCAUGACAACAGACACAGCCAUCUCUAAACUAGUUCUGUCUUUCUUCUGUCCUCCUCUAAUAUGGACCAAUCUGAUUAAAUUCAGUGAUGAGAUACUGCAGAGUCGUGGAGGAGGGCAACAGUUUGCAGAGCUGGACAGUUUGGACACAGAGAAAGCCCUGCUUCUUACCGACGAGGACCCAGCUGACUCAGAGGCAGCUGGUGACCCUGCAGACCAGAGCUGUAGCCAGGCCUGGAGUCAGUUCCUCCUGCGCCGCUGGAAACGCUUCUGGAGCGCCCCGGUCACUGUGUUCCUGGGAAACGUCAUCAUGUACUUCGCCUUCCUGGUCCUUUUCACCUACGUGCUCCUGCUGGACUUCCAGCCGCCGCCUCCCAAAGGACCCUCUAUAGCCGAGAUCAUUCUCUACUUCUGGGUUUUCACGCUGGUGCUGGAGGAGAUAAGACAGAGCUUCUUCACAGAUGAAGACAUGAACAUUCUGAAGAAAUUUAAGCUCUAUGUGGAGGAUAACUGGAACAAAUGUGACAUGGUGGCAAUCUCUCUCUUCGUGGUCGGGGUGUUGUGCAGGAUGAUGGAAAACACAUAUGAAGCUGGACGCACAGUCCUGGCUUUGGACUUCAUGGUUUUCACCUUGAGGCUCAUCCACAUAUUCGCCAUCCACAAACAACUUGGGCCCAAGAUCAUCAUUGUGGAGAGAAUGAUGAAGGAUGUAUUCUUCUUCCUGUUCUUCCUGAGUGUGUGGCUGAUUGCAUAUGGAGUGGCGACCCAGGCUCUGCUGCACCCCAACGACCCGCGCCUGGACUGGGUCUUCCGCAGAGUGCUCUAUCGGCCAUACCUCCACAUAUUCGGCCAGAUCCCCCUGGAGGAGAUUGAUGCUGCCAAAAUGCAGGCUGAUAACUGUACCAUGAACCUGCAGGAGAUCAUUACAGGCACUCUGCCACCCUGCCCAAACAUCUAUGCCAACUGGCUGGUCAUCUUGUUGCUAGUCAUAUAUUUGCUGGUCACUAAUGUCCUGCUGCUGAACCUGCUCAUUGCCAUGUUCAGCUACACAUUCCAGGUGGUACAGGGGAACACGGAUAUCUUCUGGAAGUUUCAGCGGUAUAAUCUGAUAGUGGAAUACCACAGCCGGCCUGCCCUGGCGCCUCCCUUCAUCAUUAUCAGCCACCUCUCCCAGCUCUUCCUCAGCCUCUUCAAAAAGGCAGAGUCCAAACUAGAGCACCUCGAGAGGGAGCUGCCAGCAGGGCUGGACCAGAAGCUGAUGACCUGGGAGACUGUUCAGAAGGAGAACUAUCUGGCCAGACUGGAGAGGCGUCACCUGGAGAGCAGUGAGGAGAGACUUAAGAGCACAUCCUCCAAAGUGCAGAGCUUGUUGAAAAUUGUGGGAGGAUUUAAAGAGCAAGAAAAACGCUUGGCAUCUAUGGAGACUGAGGUGAGGUAUUGUGGAGAGGUGCUGUCCUGGAUUGCUGAAUGCUUUGACAAGAGCACUCUAAAGUGUGACAGAGAUGCUCCCAGAGCUCCACGCACCAAGAGCAGCUGUAGCGGCAGCGGCAGCAGCUGUAGCAGCCCGAGUGUUCCUCAGCCAAGCACACCAAAGAAAGAGGAGCCAGAAGGACAUCCAGGAUACGGAGCGAACAAGAAACUGCCUUACAUUGAUGAGUGAAAGUGGCAGCACAUACGCCACACUGCUCUCAGUUGUGCAGAUAAAGUGAAUCUUACUAAUAAGUUUACUUUAAACAGUGUCUUUACUCAAGGAUGCUUUACAGUAAGUUGAACGGUAACAAUAUACAGAAAUAUACACUGCAAAAAAAAAUACUGGCAAAUGAAAGAAUCUUAUAUUUGUUAUAUAUAAGCAAUGUACAGUUGUGUGCAAAAGUUUGG